UUCAUCUCAGCAGAGCCGCACUACAGAGAGUGAGGAUGUGAGUCCGACACGUUUCUAAAGACUCCACAUCUCCUCUCAUGGACGCUACAGGAUUAACCCGACCUGCAGCACUUCUCUGGAUACACAUUUCUCCCCAAAAUACCGACAUCUUCCUCUUUUUCUUUCUAUCCAUUUUUUGUCUAAUGUGUUCUUCUUGUCACGUUGACGGACAGGGGAAGUUUCCUCCUAUGAAGAUCUGCCUAAGAAGAAGCGGCUUUCGCAUCACUCCAGCUCUGUAAUCUCUACAUGUAUUUUUAAUAAUAUAUAUAAUUUUUUACAAAGUGUUUUUUUUAUUAUUAUUUAAAUGAGUGUCUGGAGCAGGUCCUGAAUCUCAGUGCUGAAGGUGUGCAUGUGCUGCUUAAGUAGUUAAUUCAUGGAGGAAUCAAACGGAUUUCUUUACAGUCCAUGAGGACAGAAUAUCGGCUUUUUUUCCCCGGAAGUUGUUUUUGCUUGUUUGUUUGUUUGUUUGUUUGUUUGUUUGCCCUCUCGGAGAAUAUCAGUGAAGCAGCUCGGGGAAAAUCAUGAACAGCGUCACGGAGCUUGAAGACGGACCGCAGCACAAGGCUCAGAGGAGGAGUUGUAGUUACCUUCUGUGCACCAUCCUGCUAUUCAUUGCCGUGCUACUGGCUCUCACGGUAACAGGCACCAUACUCUUAAUGAACCACUCCCAGACACCUCCAUCCCCCGAUGCGCCGCCACUCAUCACUACUAAUCAAGAUGAAGGCAACGCCCUGGUGACUGUAGAAAGAGGCGAUGGCUCCCGCAUUAACAUCUUCAUCGAGCCCAACUGCCCCGAUUACAACAGCAACUUCCUGAGACUGGAGGGGGUCCAGACGUCACUGCUGCACUCGCUCAGCCACCAUGACACAGACCUGAAGUCGGUAAAGGGACAGGAGAGAGGUCUUCUCGUCCAACUGGCGGAGGAAAUCGCUAAGCUGUCAGCCCAUAUUAACCAGAUGAAGGCAGAGUACAGCGCACUGAGGCAGGGCCAGACCAGCAUCAGCCAGGAGAUCAGCAUGCUGCAGACUGAGCAGGCCAGACUUGUCCAGCUGUUGUCAGAGACUCAGAUCAACAUGAUGAAGGUUGUGAACUCUUUGCGUGACUUGCUCGACUCAGUGCACAAGGACUCUGGUAGCGAGAGGGGUCUCCUGAAGGCUGAUCUGCUUCAAAGGGCCCCGGCACGCAAUGGCGUCCGACCCAGAGGCUGUGCCAGAGGAGACGACUCCCAACCGAGAGACUGUAGUGACAUCUAUGCCAGUGGACAGCGAGAAGACGGGAUCUAUUCCGUGUUUCCUAUUCACUUCCCAUCAGGCUUCCAGGUUUACUGUGAUAUGAGCAGUGAUGGAGGUGGCUGGACGGUGUUUCAGCGCAGAGAAGAUGGUUCUGUCGACUUCUACAGGGACUGGGCUGCGUAUCGUGAGGGCUUUGGGAAGAUCACAGGAGAGCACUGGCUUGGUCUGAAGCGGAUUCAUGCACUGACCAUUCAGGCUAAUUAUGAGUUGAGGAUUGACCUGGAGGACUUUGAGAACAGCACUUCGUUCGCGCACUAUGGAUCCUUUGGCGUAGGAUUGUUCUCCGUCGACCCGGAUGAGGACGGCUACCCAUUGACUAUAGCGGACUACUCAGGAACCGCUGGGGACUCAUUGCUCAAACACAACGGCAUGAAGUUCACCACAAAGGACAAGGACAACGAUCACUCGGAGAACAACUGUGCCUCCUUCUACCACGGAGCCUGGUGGUACCGCAAUUGCCACACGUCCAACCUGAAUGGACAGUACCUGCGCGGUCAGCACUCGUCCUACGCCGACGGCAUCGAGUGGUCCUCUUGGACGGGUUGGCAGUACUCUCUAAAAUUCACAGAGAUAAAAAUCAGGCCUACGUGUGAGGAAAAUUAGUGAGGAAAGACACUAAAAGAAUGCUACUUAUGGAAAAGAGGUGGACUACAUGCCACUAAGUACAGACGAAAAAAUGUACAAUGAUGUGAUCUCUCUGAAAAAUGUUUUGACUAUAAUUCUCAGAGUGAUUAGCCCAGUCUCAACUAUUCCUCACUCUAACACUCACAACGACACUCUAAAGGAAAAGAGCACAAUUACUGAGACUUUUACCAGAGUUGUGAUGCUGUGUCCUCCUUCAUCGAACAGCAAUGUGAAGGUGCCUCUAUGGAAAUAAUCCAAAAACACCCCCCCAAGUCAUUUUGAAAGGUGUGCUCCACUGCUGUGGAGUGGAGUACUAUGAAUGUCUUUAUUGUUGCUGACAGAGCAUAGUGGACUCUUUGCGGUACGUCCUCCUCUUUUUAAUAGAAUAAAUGGCCUCUAAAUAGUUUAGCGACUCCAGAGCUUCACUUUGUUCACUUUGUAAAUGAACAUCUGCACAUUCACUUCUCCAUGCAUCAGGGAAAUUGUAGCCUUUUUCCACCAACACUCUGUUUGUGCUGGUUUAGGAGCUGUGUGUGUUUUUUUGUUUGUUUUUUUAUCAAACUUGAACAAAUAGCUAAAUCAGCUGCAUCUACAACUCAUUUUGAGUCAGUAUCAGUCAAAAGAUUGUACACCUUCUCCUUAAUUGUUUUUUAUUACUUUUUAUAAUUUUGAACAUUGUAUAUUAGUACUGACGACAUCCAAACUUUCAAACUAUGAAAGAACAGGUAUGAAAUUAUGUAGUAAACAAAUAUGUGUUGAUUAACCCAGAACAUGUUUAAUAUUUUGAUUCUUUACCUUUUAUUUUGAUGACAGCUUGGCACACACAUAGCUUUUUUUCCAUCAGACUCAUGAGGUAAUCAUCUGGUACAAUUUUCAAACAAUCGUAAGAAAUUCCCAGAGGUGUUGAGUGCUUGUUGGCUGCUUUUCCUUUACUCUCUGGUCCAGUUUAAUUCAAAACCAUCAUAACUUGAUUUAGAUUGGAUGAUUGUGAAUGCCAGGUCACCUGAUGCAGCACUCCAUCACUCUCCCUGAACGAAUAGCUCUUGCAUAACCUAGAGGUAUGUUUGGGGUCAUUGUUAAAAAACAAACUAUGGUCUCACUAAGUGCAAACCAGUUGGGAGGACAUGUCGAUGCAAAAUGUGCCCUCUGUUUUGAUUAAAUUCUCAAAUUCUUUUCUUCCUUUCCCUUUCUUUGGACAAUCGAAAAUAUAAAACAUAUUCUGGGUUGUUCACCACUUAUGUUUACUGCAUAAUUUCAUACAUGUUCUUUUGAAAAUGUUGAAAAUAAUAAAUAUUAAGAAAAGAAACUAUGUAUAUUAUCUACAUUGUCUGAAAUUAGACCCCGAGAAGACAAAUAUUAUCAAAAUGAGUGUGUGUAAGUACAUGUAUGUGUCUGCUAAGAUAUAAACAAAUAUAAAUGUGAUAUUCAGAUUGAACAGAAUGUUCCAAAUACAGAUGAGUAUAGGGGUGCACCCUUAGAACACGCUUAGCAUUCAGCUACAGGACACCACACACACAUUUAUACACUUUAUCAUAUAACAAUUUCAAAUGAGAGACAGAAGACCUGCAAAAUACCUGGAAAGUAAGGUGUAAAGAAAGCUGAGGACACAGUGGAAACACAUGGUUAGGACACUCCACACAGACAGCAUCAGGGAACCAUGAGAUGGGAAUUCAACCUGAAGUACCGCUGUUCUCUUCAUGUCAACAGAGCAUAAGAGAAUAUACUGUACAUAUACUUUUUAAUAUCAUUUGGAUGAUUUUUACUGACAGACAUCACUAAACAAUCCCAGCAAUUUGUACGCCAUUAUUUGACAUAAUUUUGCCUGUUCCUACAAAGUCCCUGACACAGCAUCCGCUCCAGCACCAGCACCAGCAGUGUGUCAGUGGAAAAGGGGUCUGCUGACAGUUUUGUUCUUUGUCUGUCCAGUAAAUGUUACUGUGAAACAUACCCAUACAUAACAUUUGCUCAAGUUUCACAAAGUUAGAUCAGAAGAAAAGAACAAGCACAAACUAACUUGGAUCGGUCAGAGCUUUAAAAUCACAAAGACUUCUAAGAAAAAAAAAACAGUUAUACCAGUAAAACUGAGGUCUGCUGGGGAUUUUUAGGCUUUGUUUUGACACUGAAGAAAAAGUAAAGCACAGUAUUGUGGCCAUUUCAUUCUAUUUGUGUUUGUGCCAUAAAAUUGCAUAACAUUGUUAAAUAAUAUUGUUAAAUAAAAAUGAUUUUAUUAA
Silurus meridionalis is the source of this 4186-nucleotide messenger RNA. Its product is annotated as fibrinogen C domain-containing protein 1-like. Lineage: Eukaryota; Metazoa; Chordata; Actinopteri; Siluriformes; Siluridae. Bases 561 to 1934 code for a protein of 457 amino acids. The transcript has 7 exons. The record is from RefSeq and is a predicted model, not a curated record.